AUGUCUUGCAUCCUGGACGUCGUGCGUGCACGCCUGCCUAUGGCGCCGGAGGCUGAGCUGACCGUUCUGUAUGCAGUCGUACUGGCUGCGGGUGAACGCAAUCCGAAUUGGUAUCGAUGGCUGCUAACAGACUCUCCUCAUACGCUCGUACAAAAGCUGAUCCACAAUAUAUGGGCUGGUCACUAUGCGUCGCAGGCAAAUGCUGCAUUCGCGCACGACUCGGAUACUUGUUACGAGCCAGCACUGCCUUUGCCACAUUGCCAUCACUUGAGGACUGAAAGACGGCUGCUUCUUCGACACGGCCCAGCUGGCACAAAGAUUGCGUCUUCCAGCACAGAAAGUCUGUCGCGCCACAUCCUUGUAUGUGUCGACUUCCAUGCGAUCCAUAUCCUAUACGAGAUCCUAUGCUCUGUGCGUUGGCGAGCUCAGGACAUGCGUGUGCUGACGCCGCAUUUCGUGGAUCAUCUGUUUGUCGUGAUGGAAACAAGCGACUCAUCCGAGUACAGUGCACAGUGCAUGCGAGUGAUCCUAGCCUUGCACGACCAGUGCAUGAUGUCGACGUAUGCAACAACGCUUCUCCCCCACAUUGAGCAGCAGUUGAACUCGAGCAAGACAUGCAGCGAAAAUCUCGUGUUUCUUCUGAACCGCACGCCAAGUACAACAUUUGAUGGGUGUCGCUUUCACUUGCUGGUGCUCAAACUGCUCGGUGCAAUUUUUUGUCUUCCAGAGACCGCGUCUUACUUUUACGUGAAUGAUCUCAAAGUGCUGGUGGACAUUUUCUUGCGUGAGUUGAGUGACUUACCAGACGCAUUUGAUUUGUUGCGCCAGGCGUAUUUAUGCGUGUUUCAUGCUCUGCUCACGCAAACUCAACUGUGCACAGAGCCUUACAAACGUACGCACAUCACACGUCUCUUGACCAACAUGGUGUAUGCGUCUCGCCUGCACGAUACAAGUGAGCGUACCUUGGCGCUUGCUGAGCAUUGUCUCAACGCUGAAUGGUGCGUUGGCUUCUCGCCCGAUGGAGCUACACUCGUUGCACCCAUCCGCGGUGGCGAGGCACGCGUGGCGUCUCUUACGAAGGAGUACAGUGAGGAUCGUCCGCAUUUCCACGCUGAGCCCUCAGAUGCUUCCAUCCAGCACAUGCUGAUCCUCGUGAGUCUGCAGUCAACCGCUGCAUCGAUUAUAUGCACGAAGGGCGCGUACAACGGCGAUCUACUGUCUGUGAUGUGGCCCGAGUUUGAGCCGCCGUCGUAUGCGGAGGCUGCUGCACACGACGACACCCUAGCACAGGACUUGGACGUGUUAUCACUCGAGUCUUGGACGAGCCAAAGGCGUCCAAGCGUCGAUUCCACACAAAGCGCUGACGGAAAACGACGCCGUCCUCCUCCGCCACGGCCCCCACGGCCUGCUGAGCUGCAAGUGCCGCUGCCGCUGCAGUUGACAUCUGCAUCCAUGCCUGACCUGCAUGCCGACUCUUCGUCCUCGUCCUUGUCGCCGGCAAGCAGCUCGCCCCAAACUCGCAUGCCACACGUGCGACGACGUGCUCCCGAUAUACCCCCGCAUGCGGUGCCAGCGAUCGCGGCGACUGCCGCGCCACUAGCACGAGCUCACAGUUCUGAAGAUGCCUCCGCCAUACCCAGCCCCACCUUGGAUACUGCUGCGCUUUCUGCGCCGGCCUCAUCAUCUCUACGCCACUAUGUUUUACGCCACUGGAAUGGAAAGAACGAAAAGCGGCAUUUCUUCCCGAAGCGCCUGUUUUCCAAGGCACACAAAGCAUCUAUGCAUGUCGAGUAUGACGUUUCUCCUGCUGAUGGUGUCAGUGCUGCUCCAAGAAGGCGUGCGCCACCGCCACCGACACCGCCCUCUUCAUCUUCUGCAUAUCGCCACAAUCCAACUCCGCCGUAA
This is a messenger RNA of Malassezia globosa CBS 7966, 1905 nucleotides long. RefSeq lists its product as uncharacterized. Gene Ontology annotation, cellular component: actin cortical patch. NCBI's taxonomy places the organism in Eukaryota, Fungi, Basidiomycota, Malasseziomycetes, Malasseziales, Malasseziaceae. The record is from RefSeq and is a predicted model, not a curated record. The transcript has a single exon. Gene Ontology annotation, biological process: actin cortical patch assembly; actin cortical patch localization; endocytosis. Gene Ontology annotation, molecular function: Arp2/3 complex binding. The coding region runs from base 1 to 1905 and encodes 634 amino acids.